Fusarium vanettenii 77-13-4 is the source of this 2112-nucleotide messenger RNA. RefSeq lists its product as uncharacterized. The coding region runs from base 1 to 2112 and encodes 703 amino acids. Gene Ontology annotation, biological process: DNA-templated transcription. The transcript has 5 exons. Gene Ontology annotation, molecular function: DNA binding; zinc ion binding. The record is from RefSeq and is a predicted model, not a curated record. NCBI's taxonomy places the organism in Eukaryota, Fungi, Ascomycota, Sordariomycetes, Hypocreales, Nectriaceae.
AUGAGUGAAUCAGCGCAGCAUGCCACAGAUUCCCCUCGGCGAGACCGGGGUUCCGUCAGAAGCCGGACCAAAUGUUUGGAUCGUCGCCUGACGUGCGUCUUCUCCACUGAGGCUGACAAUCGGGGGUCCGCCCCCAAAUCGCAAAUGCAACUCCUUCAAAACAGAGUCAACCUACUCGAGCAGACGCUCCAAGUCCUCGGCAUCAGCAUCGAUGUCCCUGAUGGGUCACCGACUUCUCCGUCUGCGAGCCUCCAGGGAAGGAUUACCGCUGCUAUAGCGGACCACACUACUCCUCCUGCCCUGAGAACAGCCAGUGCUGGUUCUGCAUGCCUCCGAGGUCAAGACACCUCGCGGAGUAGCGGUGGUGGCCAACCAGGCUUCUAUGGCUCGACGAGUGGGCGCCCGGAGCUUCAAUCUCGGCUAGCUGCAAGCACUGAACCGCAUGAUCCACUUGUUUUAGGGGACACCGGCAGUGGUGAUGGCGUGCCUCGAGAUGCAGUCAGGCGGGACGUUGUCACUUCCGACUCUUCACCAAGCACACAAGACGUACCCGAGUUACCGACCCAUCUGGUCGACCACCUUGUCGAAACAUACUUUGAAUGGGAACAACCCUGGUUUCAAGUAGUCGAUAGGAAACUGUUCUUCGAGAGCAGACGCGAUGGCGGUCGGUACUUUAGUAGUUUGCUCCUAUAUUGCAUUCUUGCGAUAGCAUCCAGAUACUCUCCUCUAGAGCAGGUGAGGACCGACGCGCAAGAUACCAACACUGCCGGGCUAGGCUUUCUUCAACAAGCAGAAGCUCUUCUCCAAGUGGAUCUCAAAUGGCCAAGCAUCACGACGAUACAGUCUCUUACCAUCAUGGCCAUCAUGUACGUGGCUAUCGGAUCUGAUGCCUCGGGCUGGCUACACCACGGGAUGGCAAUCCGCUUGGUGCUCGAUAUGGGUCUCAACCUUGACGCCUCCUCUGCCCCUGGGUCUUCUUCUCUGACAGCUGAAGACAUUCAGCUUCGACAUCAGAUCUAUUGGUCGCUGUACUGCUCUGAUAAACUCUGGGCUACCUACACUGGGCGUGUGUGUACCAUGCUGGACUACCAGGGAUCUGUGCCACUACCAAGUACGGUACUUCCUGCAACGGUCUCGGCAGCAUCAUCCGACUCCAACGAGACGAUUACUUCGCCCGUCUCUAUUCUGCGGGAACUCAGCACACAUUGCGUAAUUCUGGAAAAGAUUCUCACGACGCUCUAUGCGCCCAACAAGACGGUGCUCGAUGCCGAGAAGUACUCGUUCUUUGACAUGUGCCUCAUGACACUAAGAGGUUGGUACCAUUCACUUCCCGACCAUGUGGGAUUAGACACUCGUGAACAGCAGAAUUCUCAAAGAUCGCCGCAUGUCCACAUCCUACACAUGGUCUAUCACACGUCCAUUAUUCUUCUUUGCAAGCCAUUCAUAACCAAUAAGCCGUUGGGUGAAUCUGACACCGCCCCGGAGCUUCACCACACAGCCGCUUCUGAUGUUCGCAGGAAAGCAUCCGCCAUGUGUCGGGAGGCCGCCAAAGAGAUAUGUCUCAUAACUGAACGAUACCGUGAGACCUUUGGGAGCUUUCGGCAGAGUCCAUUGACAGCUACACACUGUACACUGAUGGCUAUUCUCGUGACGCUUCACGGCGAGGAUUCGCGUGCAUACGAGACUAGUCAGGGCGCACGGAAAGGGUUAAAGACAGCCAUGAAGACUUUGGAAGAGCUAUCUGACUCUUGGACCCCUCCAAGACGGUAUUGGCACACCAUGAACCAGGCCCUACGGAUCGACUCCCCGUCGAUCGAGAACCAAGACGCAGCUGAGGGCUGGCAAGAGUCGCGAGAGGCCCUGGCGCCGGCUGCAGCAGGUGGAGAGCAUCGGCAGAGUGACGGCCAGCAAGAGGUUCCUCUGAACAGCCAAGACAACUGGGUUAGCGCCGAGCCUCAGGGCUCCAGCUCCUUUCCGUUGACAUCUGACGACGGUGUCCAGCAUGCCACCUACUUCAACAUUGAUGAUCUUGAACUGACGGCCUUUGAACAACUUCCAUCUGACUACAUGACGUUGGAGUCUCUAGGCUUUGACUUGUCGUUUAGUAUUUAA